CUUUUGGGCUCGGUCCCUAAUAACAAGAAUUUAAGAACUAUGUAAUUCAACAGUUGGUGGCGAUAGUGGUUCGAAUGUUGGCAAUUCGUCAUUAAACCGGAAGUAGAAGAAAAAGAAGCUGAUUUGAAUUUGUAGUUCGCCUUGAUAACAGCUGACAAAUGACAGUUGAUAAUCCUUCAUUACAUGGGAUUUCAGUGUUAAUUUGGGAACCAGCAACAUGUUUAUAUCGUAACAGUGGUCACCAGCUGACUCGGGCGACGACUUUCGACCAACGACUGGCGUUGUCAAAGAGAGGCAGGGCUUGUUAUUAGUAACAUUUAGCAGUAGCUUCUUGAAGCUAACGGUAACUUGCUGUGUUACAGCUUUAGUUCGUCGUUUUUGCUUUAACGUUAGGUUCCUUAUAUGAAGUUGAGAGACAUAUAUUGCCGGUAGCUAGUCAAUGAAACCGAAAAGAAAAGGACUGUGGAUUGUGUUUAUGGCAAGUCGCUUUGUUCAUGCACCAUUUGUAAUGUUACUAAUGUAGCUUACGUUAUAAACCUAUAACAGCUAGCAUUUUGUCAGUUUUCACUCUCAAAAAUAGUUGAGGUUUUAUGUAUGAAAUUACAUGAAACCAGCAAUAGAGAAUAGAGGUAAAGUAAUGUUGCUUUAAAGUGCAUAAGUUAGUGUACUGAGAGGAGAAAAGAUGAUGUCUGAGGCAGGGACAGAUGGUGAACAGGGCGGACCCCCUGUGAAAACCCAGAUAAGUGAAGCUUCCAGGCCUGACCUGCAUGGUCUUCUGCCAGGUGGCCAUGCAUCCUCAGCAGAUGUUAGCCCCUCUCCUGCUGCAGAGACCAGUGGCUUGUUGUCAUUACCAUGGGAGAUGGUGACCCACAUUGCCUCUCACCUUCCAGCUGAGUGUGUCAUCACAGUGCUGCCAAAGGUCUGUCAUGCACUUAGCAACGUGGGCAAAGACAGCACUGCUUGGCAGCUCCGGGCACGCAGACUAAUAGGAUCCCAAGCUGGCUUUCCGGUGGGGCCAAGGGAGGAGUUUGACUGGCCCACUGCUUGUCUGGAGAUGGAGCAGCUGAUCACCUGCUGGAUGGGUCAAGCACACCUUGUGGCCAGACAGACCCAAGAGGAUGAGGAGGAACAGGAAAGAGUGAGGCAGCAGCAAAGAGCAGGGCAGGAUGGAGAACCAGUAGCAGAGGCACAGGAAGCUGGGAGAGAGGGUGUUGUAGAGGGAGUCGCAGUGCAGGAGGUUGCAUAUGGUGUUGAUGAAGGAAUGGAGGUGGCAUUGGAAGGUCAGGAUGGUGAAUUGCAGCCUGCUGCAGGUGAGGACCAACUGGCAAGACUGAGGGAGGAAUUGGAAGAGAGACUAGAGGAUGAUGCAGGGGCACUAAUGGAAGGAGAAAGGGACCACAGGGUGGUGUUGGUUGAUGAUGAGCAGCAAGAUGGUGCUCUUAAUCACCAAGAGGACAUGGAAGACCCCAGGUAUCUGGGUAAUGAAAGACAUGUAGAGAUGGAGCAACGUCAACCCCCCAGAAGUCCUAGCCCACCCCCAGCACUAGAGUGUAUCACCCUACCUUCAGGUCACAUUGCCCAGGUCAACUCAGUCCUCCUUGUGGGGGGUGAGGGGGCAGUUUGUGCCACAGGGUCCAGAGACUGGAAUGUUAAACUGUGGGAUCUGCAGGCAGACUCUAGUAGCAUGCUGCUACACACGUUGGGUGGGCAGGGCCACUUCAGCACCCAUCUGGGCUGGGUCUGGUGUCUGGCAUCUCAGGGACCUCUGCUUGCGUCAGGGGGCUUCGACAGCACAGUGAGGCUGUGGGACCUACAGGCAGGUGGGGCAGAGAGGGGCCUGAUCAGGGCUGGGGCUGCUGUCCUCUGCUUGUCCUGUCAGACGGAUGUGUUGCUGGCUGGUACAUUUGACAAGAAGGUCAGCAUGUAUGACACCAGAGCUGCUGAACCACUGGUGAAAAGCAUCCGUCUCCAUGGCAAUGCUGUAAUGUGCCUGGCUGCAGAUGACAAGUACAUCAUCUCUGGGAGUAAAGACUGCACUGUGGCUGUCUAUGACCGCAGGGCGGACAAAGGCUUGAACAAAGUUCGGCUGGGCUCUUACUUGCUGUCCAUGAGCCACAGUGACAAAGAGGUGUGGGCUGGAGACAACAGGGGCAUGCUCCACUCCUUUUCCAUGCAGGCGGGGGUCUUAAAACCUCUGUCCCAGUUUGAUGUGGGACACACAGCCUUGGUCACUGGCAUCCACAGGACCCCUGGAAGCCUCUACACCUGUUCAUCUGAUCGUACUGUCAAGGUACACAUCCCCUGUGCACCUCCGAGGACGUUAUGCACUCUGCGUCACCAAGCUGGAGUGAAUGGGCUGAGUGUGGAGGCUGGAAUCCUGGCUGUAGCCUCAGGGGACAUGUGUGUGGAAAUCUGGAGGCCCAGAAAAUGAAAGAACAAGACCAGCACACUUUAUGUCAAGACUUGAAAGCAGGUGGUGACAAAGCCUGAUGCCAUUCAACACUGUAUUGGUCCUUCAGAAUUUGGAAAACCUGGAGUGUAAGAUGUUGAAAAAGGAAAAAAAACAAAAGAAAUGUCUCUCUUGCCUUGCUGGCUGGCUGGCUAUAUCAAGAGAGAUGUAAGUAGUAACUUAACAAAUGAACACUAGGAGGUAGGACUGGAAAUGAAGAGAAUUGAGCCCCUUGUUGCACACGUGGGCAAAUUAAUUUAUUUUGCUGCACUGCCAAACACAGAUGUUAAAAAGUGUCAGUUGUGCUUAAAGUCUCUAGAGUUUUUAGAAAUAUUUGCUGCAGUUGUUUAAUGGUAAUUCAUUUUUCAAUGCAUUUUUAAUUUCUUGUUUGGCAUUUUUUUAAAGAUCCUUUGUUCACCUUUAUUUGACAGUUGAAAGUGUAUCUCCGAGGCUUGGAUCUAACCACGGCGGAUAUGUGGUGUGAGUCUUAAUCAGUAGGCCACCAAGGUGCCCCUUGUCUGACAUUCUUCUGCAAACAAAAACGUGUGUGUGAACACUGGCAUCGUGUUUAUCGCUGAUGUUUGUCCCGUGCACUCAUUUGCCAUUUUGUGCCAGUACUCGAAGCUCUCAUAGACACUGUUUGAAGAAGUGUCUGUCUAGCACAUUCAAAAGGUGUGGAAACUACAGACAUUUAAAGGCUUCACAGUACUUGCAUGCUCUCAAACUGACUGAAUCCAUUACAGUUACUGACAUUUUAUCAAAAGCAUUACAGUUACUUGUCAUGUAUAGUGAAAUAAAGCCCUCUGUGACACACACGA
Molecule: messenger RNA, 3267 nt
Organism: Thunnus maccoyii (southern bluefin tuna)
Lineage: Eukaryota; Metazoa; Chordata; Actinopteri; Scombriformes; Scombridae
Gene: fbxw9
Product: F-box and WD repeat domain containing 9
Exons: 7
Coding region: 683-2431 (582 amino acids)
Biological process (GO): mRNA splicing, via spliceosome
Cellular component (GO): U4/U6 x U5 tri-snRNP complex
Molecular function (GO): U4 snRNA binding; U6 snRNA binding; protein binding
Source: RefSeq, a predicted model, not a curated record